AGUUGGUUUUCUCUUCAAAAAUGAUUUUUUGUUUGCUUAAAAAGACGAUUACAGUGAAAGUUUUGAUUUAUAAUAUCUAAUGCUUUUUAGGCUCAGUUUUCUAUUCAAAUCGGCAAAGCAGAAAUCAAUCCCGCUAGAAAUUGAACAAGAGCAUAUCCUGACUGUCAACAUGAUGUUAUGAUUGGAACAAGCAAAAUUUAUGAGUUCAACCGCAAUAUCAAUGUGGAACGAGAUCUAGUGAUGCAGGAAGAUGUCCGGCCAAACACUCCUGUGUAUCAACGCUACACAACAGCGUUGCAAAAUGACCCAAGGUGCUCCCAAGAGGUCGCUUUAGGUCGUAGGAUCGGCUUCUAUAGAUUUUGUGGAGAUAUUGGUCGAGGAAAUUUCUCACGUGUUAAACUAGCAGUGCAUCAAUUAACCAAAGAUAAAGUGGCCAUCAAAGUUGUGGAUACUAGUCGGCUAGAUGCUAAGGCUCUUCGUAUGCUGUCAAGAGAAGUUACAACACUCGAAGCAGCAUUUCAUCCAUUCAUAUUAAGAUUAUUUGAGGUUAUAGACACGAUAGGAAAAAUUUACCUCGUCAGUGAAUGGAUUCCUGGUGGAGAACUGUACAGUAGAAUAGUGGAAAUUGGUGCACUAGAGGAAAAUCAUGCAGCCAUCAUAUUUUAUCAGCUUCUUGUUGCUGUGAAAUAUUUGCAUAAUCUAGGUUACGUACAUCGUGACAUAAAAGCAGAGAAUAUUUUGAUGGUUAACGAGGAAAGAAUCAAACUGGCGGAUUUUGGGUUCAGUACUCAGCUCAAUAACGGUUCCAGUCAGCAUUUAGAUACAUUUUGUGGCUCACCCCCUUAUGCAGCGCCUGAAUUAUUCAGCGAUGAUCACUAUGUUGGAGGACCAGUAGACGUAUGGGCCUUGGGUGUAUUACUCUAUUUCAUGCUGCAUGCAAAGAUGCCAUUCAAAGGAUCUACAAUUCCACUGUUAAGAACAGCUGUUUUGAAGGGAGAAUACGAAAUAUUGACAUCAUUUAGUUUACCAUGUUGCCGACUAAUACAGCGUAUUUUGGUAAGUUCACCAAUGCGUCGACCAACUAUUGACCAACAAUUGAAUUGCCAAUGGUUUGAAUAUGUGCAAUCAUCCGCUUUUCAUUCCAUUCAAAGUAAUGACGUAACAGGCCAAGGAAGUGAUAUUGGAGAGGUUCCUAAUCGACGCAAAAAUAUAUUUUGGUUAUUUUCCACUAGUGGCCAACAUCGACAAUGUUCACUUCGAUCAUCAAAAGAUACAAAUGUCGCUGCUGCCAAUCAAAUACAAAGCAUAAAUCAACCAAAAAGCACCGUUAAAUGUAGCACCAAACGCGCAAAUAGUGUUUUAGAAGAAAAUUUUCUACGUCCGCUCAAGGAAGAAACUAAUUUUAAAAAUCCUUUAACGGACUCUCACACCGACAUGAACACAAGUGAUAAUAAUAAUGAUUCUCAGAAAGAACGAAAAAUUUCAUUUAGGAGAGUAAUAAGAAAACGAGUUAGUCCUAUAGAAGUAACUAAGAAGCACAAAUCAACUCCAAACACUUCAAAUAUAAAAACACAUGAUUUUAGAAACGUUUUGCAGAAUCUGGUAGAUGAAGGUCAUGGAAAUCAAGUAAUGUAUCCAAGCUCAAACGGACAAAUAUCACCAUUAGAAUCAGAGACCAGAAGACUAAUGGAAAAACUUGGUAUAUCGUCUGAUAUGUUGCAAAAAACAAUAGACAAAGGGCCACGCUGUGACAUAUUAGGAAUUUACAGAAUUAUGAUACACCGUCUUCAAAAAGAGCAAACCAUCGAUUGCAUAUCAAGCAAUGAAAACCAAUCAGACUAUAGAUAUAAUAUACAUUUUCCCAAAGGCAUGAAAAAUUGGGAAAAUACAGGAAGUCGAAAGCCUAAAACACGUAAUAUUAAAACUGUUACCUGUGCCAUUCUUUAGAAAAAUUGUAUGUUAAGUUUUAUUUCAAAUGUUGGCUAAUAAAUUUGUUUCUGAACUUUCA
Aedes albopictus (Asian tiger mosquito) is the source of this 2008-nucleotide messenger RNA. RefSeq names its product MAP/microtubule affinity-regulating kinase 3. The transcript is spliced from 8 exons. The record is from RefSeq and is a predicted model, not a curated record. Gene Ontology annotation, cellular component: cytoplasm. Gene Ontology annotation, molecular function: ATP binding; protein serine/threonine kinase activity; tau-protein kinase activity. Bases 178 to 1947 code for a protein of 589 amino acids. Gene Ontology annotation, biological process: intracellular signal transduction; microtubule cytoskeleton organization; protein phosphorylation. Lineage: Eukaryota; Metazoa; Arthropoda; Insecta; Diptera; Culicidae.